AUACAAUAAUCCGAAACAAAGCGUUUUGAUUGGACCACGUACCAGAAACCCGUUAAUCGCCGCAUUAUAAGAACCGAGUUUACCUUUUCCACGGCCUCGUCCUUCUUCAAAAGUACGUUGCAUUCCACGAAUUUCUUCUCUCUCGAAGAGGGUAAACUCGUAAUGUUGGUUCCGAUUUUUUCGGAAAAACGCCUUCGUUUCUUUCCCAGCGAAUUUUUCUUUUGUUCGACGAACCUUGGAUUCAUUUCAGUAGCAUAGUUCAGGGUUUAUUUUCCAUUGAAUUUUGAAACUUCUUUUUUUGGUAAUUUCAUCAUUGAAAAGCCGAGGCAUUGGGUUGAAAGGGAGAACUGGUUUUCAACUGUGAACUGAUUGAAUUACCUUGUACGGCAAUUUCAAGAAUGGUCUGUCCGGGUUCAACGCAAUUGUCUCAUGAUGUUAGGCUCAACAGUAAUAUUGGAUUCUGUAGUUUCCAUCACAAUCGGAUGGGGGUUGGUCGAUUACAUUUGGUCACUAUAAAUCUUUCACCAAGUAAUUUGAAGCAAGACUCUUCAGCAUUCCAUCUUUUAAGUAGACUACAUGCCCCAAUAAGGCAUGUGCCUUCCAGAUGUAAUGUUUUCAUUUGUCGGUCUGUCCUAAUACCUGGUGGAGGGAGUGGGACUCCACUCAUGAAAUCUGCUAGUGUUAUUUUAACAAGGUCAUAUGAUGCUCUACAAGGAAACCCUAUUUUCCUUCAAUUGAUCCCAGCCAUUGGUAUCAUUGCCUUUGCUGUUUGCGGUCUUGAGCCACUCCUUCGUCUCAGCAGGGUUUUGUUCCUUCAGAGUACUGACAUUAGUUGGAAGAAAAGUAGUUCGCAAUCUAUUAUGACAUCUUAUAUUCAGCCAUUGCUGUUGUGGACUGGGGCAAUGCUUGUAUGCAGGGCAUUAGAUCCACUAGUCCUACCAUCUGAGUCCAGCCAGGUUGUGAAGCAGCGGCUGCUGAAUUUUGUGAGAUCUUUGUCAACAGUGAUUUCAUUUGCUUACUGUUUAUCAAGCUUAAUUCAACAAGCGCAAAAAUUCUUUCUGGAGGGAAAUGACUCCAGUGGUGCAAGAAAUAUGGGCCUUGAUUUUGCUGGGAAGGCAGUAUAUACUGCUGUAUGGGUUGCUGCUGUUUCGUUGUUCAUGGAGUUGCUAGGUUUCUCCACACAGAAGUGGGUAACUGCUGGUGGUUUGGGCACAGUAUUGCUCACUCUGGCAGGUCGUGAGAUAUUUACAAACUUUCUUUCGAGCAUAAUGAUCCAUGCAACUCGGCCAUUUAUAGUAAACGAGUGGAUUCAAACGAAGAUUGAAGGAUAUGAGGUUUCUGGCACAGUUGAGCAUGUAGGCUGGUGGUCACCAACCAUCAUCAGAGGUGAUGAUCGUGAGGCAGUUCAUAUUCCUAACCACAAGUUUACAGUAAAUGUUGUGAGAAAUCUGAGCCAGAAAUCUCAUUGGCGUAUCAAGAGUUACAUUGCUAUCAGUCACUUGGAUGUUAACAAAGUUAAUAAUAUUGUAGCUGAUAUGCGCAAGGUUUUGUCUAAAAAUCCUCAAGUAGAGCAGCAAAAAUUACACAGAAGGGUCUUUUUGGAGAAUGUCAAUCCUGAAAAUCAGGCUCUUAUGAUAUUAAUAUCUUGCUUUGUGAAAACUUCUCAUUUUGAAGAGUACCUCUGUGUUAAGGAGGCAAUCCUUUUGGAUCUUCUCAGAGUGGUCAGUCAUCAUCGAGCCAGGCUAGCCACUCCCAUCCGCACUGUUCAGAAAAUAUACAGUGAGGCUGACUCGGAAAAUAUACCCUUUGGGGACACCAUUUUCACUCGAUCUAGAGCAGCAAAUCGUCCAUUUCUACUGAUAGAACCACCGUAUAAAGUUAAUGGCGAAGAUAAAGUUAAGGCUUCAACACGUUCAACUCGUGCAAAUGAGGAAAAAGAUUCCAAAAUUGAUGAAACCAUGGCAUCUGACACCAAAGAAGAUGAGAAUUUUACAGCAACAUCAACCUCCUCACCUGAUGUAAUUUCCAAGGAUAAAUCCAAGUCAUUGUCUGAUGCCCAGCCUAAAAAGGAAAAUGCAGUAGAUGCAGGAAAGGGAACUACAGUUCCUGUAUCUAAAAACCUUGUUCAAAGUGCUGUUCCUGAAGCCUCUCUUGCUACUACCCAAGAGAUCACUUCUGCAACUUCUUCACAGUCAAAGCAAGAUGAAGAGAAAUCUUCUGUGUCUUUGCCAUCAGUUAGGCCUUCCUUGGAAGAGAACAUUCUUCUUGGGGUUGCCAUAGAAGGCUCAAAACGAACUCUUCCAAUUGAGGGAGAAAUGACUCCAUCUCCUAUGCCUGCAGAGUCACAAGAAUUUGCUGUUCAACGGAAUGGGGGUGGACCUCCGGCUAGCAAGGAUAAGAAGGAUGGUCAGUCUUCAUUUCCAACUGGUAAACAGAAUGACUAGAUUAGUAGCUAAGUUAAGCAGAUUAGAAGUUGAUAUUUCAGUACAUACCUUCGAUAGAAGCUAAAAAAAAUAAUCCAGCUGUCUUUUUUAUAAGUUGGAAUUAUGCAUUGUAUUCUCCUUAAUUUGCCCAUGUAUGUACAUAAUUAUCAAUUCAUGGUUCACAUAACUUUCAGAAUCUCUAAAUAGUCCUGAUAUAUGGUUUGUUCCCCACACCCGGGUAAAUGCAUACAUUUAAAUAA
Messenger RNA from Glycine soja, 2683 nucleotides. Its product is annotated as mechanosensitive ion channel protein 2, chloroplastic-like. The coding region runs from base 399 to 2444 and encodes 681 amino acids. The transcript is spliced from 14 exons. Lineage: Eukaryota; Viridiplantae; Streptophyta; Magnoliopsida; Fabales; Fabaceae. The record is from RefSeq and is a predicted model, not a curated record. Gene Ontology annotation, biological process: transmembrane transport. Gene Ontology annotation, cellular component: membrane.